Scutellospora calospora is the source of this 429-nucleotide messenger RNA. The record is from the annotation of a GenBank genome assembly. NCBI's taxonomy places the organism in Eukaryota, Fungi, Glomeromycota, Glomeromycetes, Diversisporales, Gigasporaceae.
AUUGCUUUGGUCAUAUCUUUGGACCAAUUGGUACUCAUCACAACGAUGGUAUCUUUGGGCACAGUCAACCAAACUGGUGAUACCAUAUGGAAAAACUACAAUGAAAAUAGAAGCACAUUGGAGCCUGACUUCAAGAAAGAGUGGGUCUACGCAGGUGCAAAUGAUGAAGAACAAAUAAAGUUACAAGCUGCUCAAAUCGGUGAAACUCAUGUUGCUAAUAGUUUCCUUGAUAGUUAUAUUGUUGACGCAGAUGAAGAUCCAGACGAAGAAGCUCGUACUUAUGUAGAAUCAAAUUGGGAACUAUUUGAACAGGCUUUUAAAAAGAUCUGUUCAGAAAAGGCUGAUAAUAAUUGGCGGCAUGUUAGUGCUAUGAUGAAAUGGAGUAGGUUAGUUGAAAUGAAAAAAGAUAUACAAAGUGCGGAACGGUGA